GGCAAAAUCAAGCGUGAUCCAGAGGGUUACGUAACGGAGCUCCAAUUGAUUUACAAACAGUUCAAAGCCUCCGUCGACCUCUUUCAGCAACAGGCGGCUCUCAGUUUCUCCUCCGUCGGGGGCGUCGGCUCCGACCUUUCCGUUGCCAAGGACCUCGGAGACCGCUCCAUGUUUCUGGCUCACGUUACUCCGUUUUACCCGAAGCAGCUCGCGACAUUUCCAGCUGAAUUGACUGAUUUACUCCGUACCUCGUGCCUGGCAAUGCCGUCGGGGCUUCGGAACCAUGUUGCGCAAGCACUGAUUCUUCUUAUGAACAGAAAGAGUCUCGUCAUCGAGGAUUUGCUGGCUCUAUUUCUGGAUGUUCAGACUCUUGGUGACAGAAACCUGCGAAAGCUUGCUUUCUCUCACAUUGUUCAAACAAUUCGUAAGAUGAGCAUCACUGAACCAAGGCACAAAUCACUUCAGAAGAUUGUGAUCUCUGUAUUGGAGCAAGAAGAUGAAACAAAGGCUAAGAGAGCUCUUGUUACCCUUUGUGAGCUUCACAAGAGAAAAGUCUGGCUUGGUGAUAGACAUGACAGAGUUGCAAUUGCGAUUUGUGAAGGGUGCUUUCAUUCCUCACCUAGAGAGGCUAUUUACAAGGCAACCAACAAAGGUACAUCUUCUAGCAAGAAGAAAAAGCAAGCGAAACUGCAACGUGCGAUGCGGAGUAUUAAAAAAAAGCAGCGUGCGUCGUGUGAAAACACCACUUCAACUUAUUCACCUCUUAAUCAUCUAAAUGAUCCGCAGAAAUUUGCAGAGAGACUUCUUUCUCGUCUUCAGGCUGGCAAGAACAUUGGCAAAACUAGUGAACGGCCUGAGACGAGGUUGAUGAUGAUUAAAGUUAUUGCACGGACAAUUGGUCUUCACAAGUUGCAUUUAUUAAGCUUUUAUACUUAUCUUCGAAACUAUGCUAAGCCACAUGAAAAGGACAUUACGCAAAUACUCGCAGCAGCAGUUCAGGCUUGCCAUGAUGGGGUACCUUCUGAUGCCGUGAAGCCACUGUUCAUGCAAAUAGUGAAUGAGUUUGUGCACGACCGUUCACGUCCUGAGGCUAUUGCUGUCGGACUCAAUGUGAUACGAGAAAUGUGCCUGAGGAUUCAUGAGUUGAUGACAGACGUAUUGCUGCAAGAUCUUGCUCUGUAUAAGAAAAAGCCCAAUGACAAAGCCAUCUCAGCAGCAGCUCGUUCCCUCAUAGCAUUGUUCAGAGAGAUCAACCCUUCGCUUCUAGUGAAAAAAGACCGUGGCCGUCCUGGAGGUGCUGUUGCCAGACCUAAACAAUAUGGAGAAGCCAAUGUCUUCAGCGAUGUUCCCAAUGUUGAGUUAUUGCAAGAAAGCGAUCAUGAGAGUGACUCUGAUGGUGAGCAAGACGAUGAUGACGUGGAGUUACCUGGCAGUGAUGAUACCGAACAGGAGCUGGUACCUGAUGAUUGUGGAACCGAGGACGAAGCUGAAGAAGACUCUGACGAUGGUGAAGAUGAUGAUGAAAUGAAUGACACUGAAGAUGAUAGCGAUAUUGAUACUUCAAUCGGUGGUGAUGAAGAGGAAGAGGAGAAUGACAGUGAUGAAGCCGAGACAGAUUCGGAAAACGAGGAGGUCGAAAGCGAAGAAGAUGACGGAGAAGAUUCUGAUUCUUCUGUAGAGGAUAGUGGAAGCAAAGAGAAGGCAAAGGGGAAGAAAAGGAAGAUGUUAGAUUUUGAUGCGAGUCUUGUCUCUGCUGAUACAAGCCUACGAGCACUAAAGAGAUUCGCAGAAGCAAAGAGCGAACAACCAUCUUUUGAUGAAAGUGAUGGCAUACUUUCUAACGAGGACUUCCGAAAAAUCAAAGAACUUCAGGCAAAGAAGGAAGCAAAACUUGCAUUGGCUCGAAAAGGAUUCAAGGUUCCGGAUUCUGAUCAGCUAAGCAAGAAGCGAGUCAAUCCAGCCAAACUUGAAGCUCACAUAAGGCAUAAGCUAACAAAAGAGCAAAGACUGGAAUUAGUUAAAGCGGGCAGGGAAGACCGAGGGAAAUACCGAUCCAAGACUGCCAUCAAGCAGAAGAAGUCGGGAGGAUCGAGCAAUAGACAGAAGGAGCACAAGAAGAAUAUGCCUCUGGCUGCGAUAAGAACAAAGGCUGGGAAAUCAAAGCGAGCCAAGAAAAUGAAGAAUAGCCUCAGCGGAAGCCAGUUCAGAGGAAGGAAAGCUUGGAAGUGA
Molecule: messenger RNA, 2229 nt
Organism: Thlaspi arvense
Lineage: Eukaryota; Viridiplantae; Streptophyta; Magnoliopsida; Brassicales; Brassicaceae
Source: the annotation of a GenBank genome assembly